Messenger RNA from Linum tenue, 1674 nucleotides. Lineage: Eukaryota; Viridiplantae; Streptophyta; Magnoliopsida; Malpighiales; Linaceae. The record is from the annotation of a GenBank genome assembly.
GCAAUUGGCUGGCCCAAUAAAUUCCCCCUCUCCUUCCUCCCAUUUCCUAUCCCAGGCUAACUCAUAUUCCCACCACCACCACCAAUGCAAAAUCUCCAUAGCCCAACUGGAACUUCUCCUUCUCCUCUAUAUAAAUCCCUCCAAACGAAACAAAAUUAACUUACAAUUGCUCUUAAUAACCCCAUAAAGAAAAAAGAAAAAAAAAGCUUUCAGAUUCCCUCAUCACCAUGGGUCCUUUCUCUGCAACACCCUCAUCUGUUGGGCUCCUAUUCAUCAUCACCAUUUCUGCUGCAACGCUACUUUCUCUCCUCCCACUUGCUAGUUCCAUUCCCUUCAUUGUUCUCCAUGGGAUUGGAGAUGAGUGUAAGAGUGGGAAAGUGAGUCAUUUCACUCAAAUGGUGGCCAAUCUCUCUGGCUCGCCUGGUUUCUGCCUGGAAGUUGGAAAUGGGUACUGGGAUUCUUGGUUCGUGCCCAUGAAGAAGCAGGCAGAGAUGGUUUGCAACAAUGUGAAGACGAUCGAUGAGCUCAGCAACGGUUACAACAUAGUUGGACUCUCCCAGGGCAACUUAGUCAGUCGAGCCGUGAUAGAGUUCUGUGAAGAUGGUCCUCCCGUGAUGAACUACAUUUCGUUGGCUGGACCUCACGCAGGCAUUGCUUCCGUUCCCAUGUGUGGCAAUGGCACAUGGUGCGAAGUAGCUGAUGAACUCAUUAAGGCGGGCAUUUAUACUGAUUUUGUUCAGGAUCACUUGGCGCCAAGUGGGUACCUGAAGUUGCCUGAUGAUAUGUCUGCUUACUUGAGCAAAUCCAAGUUCCUCCCACAACUCAACAAUGAACAUCCUGAAGCUAGGAACCCAACAUUCAAGCAGAGAUUCAGCAGCUUGAAGAAUUUGGUGCUUAUAAUGUUUGAGGAAGAUGAAGUGAUUGUACCAAAGGAGACGGCCUGGUUCGGAUUUUAUCCCGACGGAGAGUUCAGCCCAGUUUUACCGGUGCAACAGACGAGGCUGUACCAAGAGGACUGGAUAGGGCUGAAGCAGAUGAAUGAGGAAGGAAGAGUACAAUUUGUGAAAGUGUCAGGAGGCCACCUUGGGAUUUCAGACAGUGACCUCAAGCAAUAUGUGAUCCCUCACUUGCUUCCUGCUGCUGCUCACUAAUUCAAUGCAAACAUCCCCCCAAGAUUCAAUACCUGACUGACACCAACAUCAUCAACUUUGGGGGAGAAUAAGCAGAAAAAAGCAACUGGAAGGAAGAACAUUGAUUGUUUGCAGUGAUUUUUCAUGGUUCAGCAAGAACUGGGGACCAUUUGAUUCUUACUAUGAUGAUGAUGAUGAUGGCAAUAGUUAAUGUUUGAAGAUUUCCCUUCCCUUGAAGUCACUCCUGCCAUUAUGUCGAGAAAAUUGCAAUUAUGGACAUGUGUAGCAAUUAGCAUAGAGGAAGAGAAUACAAUAAUCAGAGACCACAGUGAUCCUCUUUCAUUAUGUAUAAAAGGUAUAUGUAAUUAAUUUGUGUUUAUCAUAUUCCUAAUGAAAUCUUAUCGUUUAAAAUUAGCUGUGAAUUUAGAAAUUUGAGUGGGAGCAGCAGCGAUAAUCAAGCACAUGUGAUCAAUGACUUACCAACUUUUCUAACUUUCAAAAUUUGUAGAAGUUUACAUGUAUUGUUAAUUCUAAUAUGCAACUU